This is a messenger RNA of Telopea speciosissima, 1331 nucleotides long. Its product is annotated as ATG8-interacting protein 1. Gene Ontology annotation, cellular component: intracellular membrane-bounded organelle. The transcript is spliced from 3 exons. NCBI's taxonomy places the organism in Eukaryota, Viridiplantae, Streptophyta, Magnoliopsida, Proteales, Proteaceae. The record is from RefSeq and is a predicted model, not a curated record. Bases 85 to 1041 code for a protein of 318 amino acids.
UGCCCACCGGGCAGGAAUUUUCUUCUUCAUCUCGCCGGAGACUGUCGCUGGUCACACGUACUUAGGGAAUCUGAAUUUUGGAAAAUGGCAGAUAAUAAUAAUGAGGGGGAGGAAACUUCUACCCGUGGAAAUGAGUGGGAAGUUGUGUCACUCACGGCCUCAACGUACGCUGCUGCUCCUAAUCAAGAAAGAUUUGAAUCAAACGAUGAUAGGGACCAUGAGUUUGUGGAAGAUGAGGAAACCUCUCGUGCGAUGUUCAUGUCUGAUCACUUCGUGUUUCCACCUAGCCAGCAUGAGAAUCUCCCUCUGGAUGCAGAUAACAGUGAAAUUGAUAAUGAAACCAGAGACAUGUCUUUGGGUUCAAACAGGGUGCCUGGAUUGGAUAUGGAGGAAGGGGACAGAUCCAACAAGGAAAACGAUGAAAAUUGGGAGAUCAAAAGAUUGACAGUGCCAGAGGAUUUACCCGGAAUACAGUUCUUUGAUGAAAAGGGUAAUAGGUUGUCUGUUCAUAGUACCGAGUUUGAAGAAGGGGCAGGUUUGCAAGGGCUGAAUCUGGUGGAUGAAGAGCAGAGUAUUUACAGUGCUUCUAAAUCCAGUUCUUUUCAUGGUGAAGCAAAUAUUAGUGGAUCAACUGUAUAUGAUGAUCACAAGGUUGUCGCUGAACCCAGUGAUCCUUCUCAGCAAAGCUUAAAUUCUUCAUCAGACCCAUCAAGGUCAAUGGGUCACGACAAAGGAGAUGAGUAUAGUGGGUGUGGCCCUCCUUGUGAAGCCUGGUGGAAGAGAAGGGCUGCUUCUUUUUAUGCUCAUGCAAAGGAGGCAAAUGCAUUUUGGUCUAUCUUUGUUGCUGCAACGUUUAUGGGCCUUGUAAUUAUUGGGCAGCGCUGGCAGCAAGAAAGGUGGCAGGUUCAGCAACUGAAGUGGCAAUUCAGCAUCAAUGACGAGAAGAUGAACCGGAUACUAGGUCCCAUUUCUCGACUUAAAGAUGUGAUUGUGGGCGGCCAUCGCCGAGGUUCUGCUAUCAGAGACGGCGCCAAGCUUUAGAAGAUGAUGACGAAAAAUUGUAGAGUGCGAAAGAGUGAGGGAAGGGUAGGUUUUAUUUUUCUUUAUGUCACAGGAAAGGUGAUAUGUUAUUUGCAAGUUUGGAGACUCGGGUGCUAAGAACUAUUUGGCUUUGAUUAUUUAUUUUAGUUUUUUUAUGAGGUAUCUUGAGUUUUUGACUUGUCAUUGCUGUCAUCCAAGAGGAGUCCUAAGCUGUUGGAAUUAAAUUGGGGGCAAAUGUUUUUAAGGUAUCAUCAAAGCACACCCCAUGGCAACGGUGUUGUUUCAAACAG